CGAUUUUCUCUGCAUCAAGAACGAGUCCGCUGCUUUAUUCGUGUUGAUAGAAGUUUAUUCAACCUUUUGGGAUAUUGUCGCAAAGGAAAAAAAAACCCCGGAGCGGGCGUGCAUCCUCACGCCAUAAAUAUUCCCCUAGCAGAAAUGACAACCCUCACAAUAACCUCUCAGGUAACGGCGGGCACAAGUCCUCUUCCCACGGCAGAGGUAAAAGUUUCUUUCGAAUGGAUUAUACAUGCUUUGGCGUCGAUGGACGCAGUAAGUGCACAACCCUCGUCAAGACAGCAAAGUCAACCCAUUGAAGUCACGGCUGGUAUCGCUUCUCUCAAGCAAGGAGUUAUAUCUCAGGACCGCCGUGAAUCUUCCGUGAAUCCAAAGCCACUUGGAGGCGAUUUGAAUCCCAGACAAAUGAGAAGAACAGUUGUCAUUCGAGCUUGUCAGCGCGACACGAGUCAAAAGUAUUUCUUAGCCCGGCUCCAUUGCAAGCGCAAUCUCGAGCAGAUUGGUGGCGAAUGUCCACCUCGCGCCAAGCGUCCAUGUACGAAGGCUACGGUCCUUUCUUGUGCGGAUGCUACAGAGUCCGAAGCCAUAACUUCUGCGGCCGAGGAGGCACCCACCAAGUGCAGGCUGCUACGUCUGCCUGCCGAGAUUCGAAACAUGAUAUGGCGCUUCGCAGUCGUCUCGCCCGAGCAGCUCAACAUCGUAGGCGACAGUCCACAGCAGCCUGCUCUGGCGCGGACGUGCCGCCAGAUUCGGAAUGAGUGCCUUCGGUUCUUUUACCGGGAGAACAGCUUCGCCUGCACCAUCUACAACUACGAUCCGGUCAACUUCAAGCGCUACCGCAAGGUUGGAGACAAGUACGGCCUCAGCACCGUCCUACUCACGCAUCGCCACGACCCAAACGCCUCGCGCGAGUUCUUGCGUAGCAACCUCCUGUCCUGGCUUGAAGGCACCGUCAGAGGCGACACCGCGCCGCUGGGCUACAGCGCCGGUCACUCCGAAGAGUCUUUUACCUGGGACAAGCUCAGCCACCGCAUAGUCAAGGUUUUCAACAUCGCAAGGAACCUCAGGGCCGCGAACGUUGAUCUAGCCAUCUCUAAGGACAUCUUGAGCAAUGCCUUGGACGCCGCAGGCAUUUGUGGAGAGAAGCGUUAGGGAGAGGUGACCGCCGUGGACGGAGGAGCAGCGUUAGGUAUUCGAAAGACGCGAACUACACGAAAAAUGCGGAGACGGGCUGGAAUUCUAUGAACCUAUCGAAUAAAGACUGAUGUGAACAAUCUGCUUCUCUUUUGUCUGAGCUGAAGACGCUUCCAGCUUUUGUGGAGGUCCCCAAGCCCGGCUUUUCUAUUGAUCGAGACUUUUUUCAUAAUUACGGUCAAUACAAAAGACCUUUCAGACACGAAGAAGGCUGGGUCAACGCGAAGCUCCACUGAACGAUUCGCCAUGGCCCGGAUUUGUCGUCUAUUUCAAUCUCAGAAGCUACUUGGCAUUGGGAUAGGCAACCUUUUGAUACGAUGUAAGCCACAAAAUGACGUGAUUUUACCUCAGAGAACUUCAAGAAAGACUGUGUUAUGCAAGCGUGCGUUAAGUUAUAGUGACUAGGUGUUGGAUAAGGUAUCUUCUGGAUCCAAGAAAAAUGAAAGAAUUUUUUCUAGAAAAAAAGGAGAAAAAAAAUUCAUGAUUCUACUUUUACUAGAAGUCAACGUGAGAUCAAAUUGCACAUUAGUUUGAAGAUAAGAUCAA
Molecule: messenger RNA, 1743 nt
Organism: Verruconis gallopava
Lineage: Eukaryota; Fungi; Ascomycota; Dothideomycetes; Venturiales; Sympoventuriaceae
Exons: 1
Coding region: 145-1155 (336 amino acids)
Source: RefSeq, a predicted model, not a curated record